AUGACAUCUUUGUUCUCUAUUUCCGGUACGGAGAACCCAAGAACUUAUUACCUAGCUAUAAUCGACCAAUGCGAGACCGAGCUAGAGGAAUGGCGGAUGUCGAUACCAGCUAAUGUCCGACCGAGUGAACCGUACCGGACGCACACGUUACAGGGCAUGGUGCUUCGAGCAGCUGCUCUUGGGGUCCAUUUACUCUACAACAGUUUUAAAUUGAGCCUUUGCCGAGCGACACUGUACUUGGCUGCAAAUACUAGUCAUGUUGUAAGUCAGGCCCGCCAGGCUGAGAGCACGAGAAAUAUGAUGGAGACAUCGCGGUCCGUGUUAGAGCUGACGGCUUUCAUUGAUGUGGAACCAAACACACCACUAUGGAUACUAGCUGGUAUUCCAAUUGUUGCUCUCUUCGUACUAUUCGAUCUAGUAGUUACAAACCCAAAACACGCCGAGACGGCAACAAAUCUCGCUCUCCUUGACAUGGGUGGCGGCCACUUCAGCAGGCUUGAGUAUGCGAGCGGCGGUGGCCUCCCUGGCUCAUUGAUUGGCGAGUUUGCACAUAUUGCCCGCGAGUAUGUAAAUACCAUAAAGAGAGAGGGCAUAUCGAAUCAGAUUGUUGACAAACAGCCACACAUAUUGACGAAAUCGCCAACCGGGACCUCAAGAUCUCUUGGCAGAACCGGGCAACCACCUUGUGAGAACAGCAUCUCUCAUAUAUUAGACCCAUCUCCAAAUGUCGAAUCAGCACAGGUACCAGAAAAUCUUCUUUUCGACGGCGAUGCAUCCUUACCAAUCGACGAUGCUUUAUUCUUCCCAAUUAAUGACGGGUACUUUGAAAUGGAUGAUGAAGUCCCUCUCGGCACCGAUAUUAUGGAUCUUUUUAACUCAGCCAUGCCGGGUAUAGAUCCGUACUAUAACCCAAUGAUAGGUGGCGAUCCCCAAGAUUAG
Messenger RNA from Daldinia loculata, 939 nucleotides. RefSeq lists its product as uncharacterized. The transcript has 3 exons. Lineage: Eukaryota; Fungi; Ascomycota; Sordariomycetes; Xylariales; Hypoxylaceae. The record is from RefSeq and is a predicted model, not a curated record. The coding region runs from base 1 to 939 and encodes 312 amino acids.